AUGGUGAAGACAUUCCAGUUCAGGGACAUCCAAGUACCGACGCCCGGCUUCGGCGCGAUGGGUCUGAGCUUUGGCCUGGGAACAGAAAUGGGCUAUGAGGAAGCCGAGCCAGUAUUACUGAAGGCAAUCGAGCUGGGGUGCACGUUCUGGGACACUGCGGUCGUUUACGGUGCGGGUAUCAAUGAAAGACUUCUUGGAGACUUCAUAAGAAAGCAUAAUGUGCGGGACAAGCUCUUCAUUGCCUCAAAAUGUGGCUUCAACUGCUUGAAUGGCGGAGACGGAAGUGUCACGAACUCUGCCUCGCACAUCAAGUCCUAUAUUGAGGGAACCAUUGAGAGACUUGGCUUUACGCCAGACCUCUACUACCUUCAUCGGAUCGAUCCCAGUAUGAUUGUCGGGCGAUUCCGGUUCAAGUUCGAUCGAUAUACUAACAUGAUGCGAGGAACACCUCUUGACGAAUCCAUUCCGGCUCUGGAUGAGCUUCGAAAGUCCGGCAAGACCAAAUACAUCGGGUUGUCCGAGUGCUCUGCCGCAACUUUGCGCAAAGCCAAUGCUAUGACAAGAUUCUUCCAAGUCGCACCGAUCGAUGCUGUCCAAGCAGAAUACUCGGCAUUUGAGACCGUGCACGAGACAGACGCCCUCAUCGCCACCACUAAAGAACUCGGUGUCGCUUACGUAGCAUACAGCCCUCUAGGCCAUGGGUGGCUGGUGGACGACUUCGCGUACGAGUCUCUGGAUGACUUUGCGCCAUCCGACUUCAGACGGACAUCUCCUAAGUUCCAAGGAGAAAACUUCUACAAGAACAAGGCAAUCGUUGAUGAGAUCCAGAAACUGGCGGCUAAGCGAGGUUGUACUACAGCACAGAUCGCGCUGGCGUGGGUUGCUUCACGGGGCAUGAUCCCCAUCCCCGGCACCACCAAGCCGAAGCGCCUGGAGGAGAAUUGGGCAUCACGGGAUAUCGAAUUGACGGACGAAGAGCAGAACGACAUGAGAAGAUUGAUCAAUGAGGCUAAGCCCUCUGGGGACAGAUAUGAUGCUGCCCGGUCGAAGCUAGUUGGUAAUUAA
This is a messenger RNA of Thyridium curvatum, 1065 nucleotides long. RefSeq lists its product as uncharacterized. NCBI's taxonomy places the organism in Eukaryota, Fungi, Ascomycota, Sordariomycetes, Thyridiales, Thyridiaceae. Gene Ontology annotation, cellular component: cytoplasm. The coding region runs from base 1 to 1065 and encodes 354 amino acids. The record is from RefSeq and is a predicted model, not a curated record. The transcript is spliced from 5 exons.